AUGGGUUCAUCAAACGGUGGGGUUCCACCGGGAUUCCGGUUUCAUCCUACGGAUGAAGAGCUUCUUCACUACUACUUGAAGAAGAAGGUGUCUUUUCAGAAGUUCGACAUGGAAGUCAUUCGAGAAGUUGACCUGAAUAAGAUUGAGCCCUGGGAGCUACAAGAGAGAUGUAAGAUUGGGUCGACCCCGCAGAAUGAAUGGUACUUCUUCAGCCACAAAGACAGGAAGUAUCCAACAGGUUCUAGGACAAACAGAGCUACCAAUGCUGGUUUUUGGAAGGCCACAGGGAGGGACAAAUGCAUUAGGACCACCUUCAAGAAGAUUGGGAUGAGAAAAACCCUAGUUUUCUACAGAGGAAGGGCACCACAUGGCCAGAAGACUGACUGGAUCAUGCAUGAGUAUCGACUUGAAGACGCUGAUCAUCUUGAUCCCCAUGGAAACCCCAUCAAUAAUGAGGAUGGCUGGGUUGUAUGUAGGGUUUUCAAGAAGAAAAAUCUAUUCAAAGUAGGAGGGAACAAUGAAUCAAGUGGAGUUGCAUCCUCAGAUCAUCAUCUUCAUCUCAACAACACCAACAAUCUAAAUGCUUCAACCAAUCAUCACCAAUCUCACAUCAAUACUACCACAUCCUAUGCACAACACCAGCAGUAUUUGCUACAUCAACAACAAAACCAACAUCAUGGACUUGGAAUGGGACUAACCUACAAUUCGCUCGUGCCGCCAGCUCCUAGUCAUCCUGCUUCCAAUUUGCUUCAUUUACAAGCCCAGAGCUUCAUUCCAACUCAUGAGCCCCCUUUGGGAGGUGGUGGUAGUUAUCAUGAUCAUUAUUCAGCUCAUCUUAGCCUAACAGAGUCCGCCCUAGUACCGAUGAUGCAAGUCAAACAACUCGUGAUGAGCGGUGGCGCUGCCAACACUGCCACCACCACACCUACCAGAGAUUGCGAAAGCGGAAGCACUGAUCAUGGCAAUAAUAAUAAUACCCUAGCUCCUGAUCAUAGUCAUGACCAAUUAGGGUUAGAGGGUAAAGGUGAUGAUAAUGAUGAUCAGGGUCAAAAUAAUUUAAGUGAAUGGGGUGUGAUUGAUCAUGGUUUGGUUACUACUUCUACUGCUCCUUCUGCUCAUGAUCAUCAGCCGGAAAACAACAACAACAAUAACAACCAUUUAUCACUCCGCGGCGAGAUGGAUUUUUGGGGUUAUGCCAAGUAG
Messenger RNA from Oldenlandia corymbosa var. corymbosa, 1203 nucleotides. Lineage: Eukaryota; Viridiplantae; Streptophyta; Magnoliopsida; Gentianales; Rubiaceae. The record is from the annotation of a GenBank genome assembly.